Molecule: messenger RNA, 555 nt
Organism: Serpula lacrymans var. lacrymans S7.9
Lineage: Eukaryota; Fungi; Basidiomycota; Agaricomycetes; Boletales; Serpulaceae
Exons: 2
Coding region: 123-521 (132 amino acids)
Source: RefSeq, a predicted model, not a curated record
GAGUCACUUAUUACGCUCGCAUCUCAUAACCGCGACAUGCAGAACACAAUGCACCAUGGCUAGUCUGGCUGCAGGAUGGUGGCAAUUCAUGCUUUAUUCUUUACAGGCAUUGCUUGGAGUGUAUGUUUGCAACACUACGAUGUCCCCUACAGAAGCCGUGGCCGGUUAAUCUAAAAAUCGUGGAGAAAACAGCACGAGAAUACUACUGGAAAGGGUCUGAUGAACAUGCAGACUGCAGUGGAUACAUGGGGAGAUCCGACAGCAAUGUAUUUCUGCAUGAUGGACUACUGAGAAAAAUGGGUCUCGUGUUCCUGCGUUCUCAGCGUCUGCUGUCUGUCUCGCUUCGCUGCUUCCAGCGUCUGCAAGUGGAACUUGUGUCUCUCUGCUCAGCACCCUCAUUUCAAAAGCUUCCGCGCGUAGCACUGAUCUAUCGGAUUAUACGUUACCUAUAUAAGCCAUAUUCCGCAUACACGUGUCUGAUGAACAGACUUACUAGGACGCCCGAUGUGCAGGCCUUUUAAUAACCUCUAUGAUUCUAUGAACCGUAUCAUCUUC